UUUUCCGCAAUCCUGCACCUUGCUCUUUUUAAGUCUAAAAAACUUAGAGAGGAGAAACGUAGCACGUAGCUGUUCUUAAGUAUGGGUUCUAGGCCAUCAAAGGUGCGUAAAUCUUCGAUCAAAAGCGUAAAUCCUUCAUCGCGCUCAGACAAGGAACAAUGUGGAGAAGUAAACCGCAAUGGAACCGUUAAUCAUCAAAAUCACGACAGACACCUGACUAGCCAAGACUCCACGACUCCAGAAAGACAAACUGCUCAUCCUAAGACCCAACUCAAUCAACUGGCUUGUCGAGGUGAGAGAAAACCGCAUUCUCUCGAUGUAAACAACACUCAGACAAAUGUUGGACCGCAGAGAGAUUUCGGAAAACGGCCCAAGCGAAGAUUCGUGCAGGCGACGUAUCGUUCAUGUCUCAGACUUACAAUCAGAGUACUUCGUGGACGUAAUAUAACUGUAGGCGGCUUGGAAGGCAUGAUUGAUACUCCUGAUCCUUAUGUCAAGUUAUUUAUACCAACUUCACCAAACGGGAAACGAAGAACCAAGGCUCAGAGAAAUACCUCUAAUCCGGAAUGGGAUGAAAUGUUCCAGUUUUUUCUUGACCCGGAUAAGAUGAAUUUGUUACAAAUAACACUGAUGGACUGUGACUUGUUUCAUGACGAUUUGGUCGAGAAAGAAAUCUUCGAUCUCGCAACCUUGAAGGUCGACGAGACUUAUGAGAAGACGUUCACGUUUCGGAAGGUGUCUGAAGUUGACGUGGAAAUGAGAGUGGAAAAUUGCACCGCAAGCGAAGAUAUGCGAUACAGCAUGGAACUUUGCGAGGAGGAAGAGGAAUUUCUUUUGAAAAGAAAACGGUUUGUUUUUGGCUCGAUGAAAACAUUUCUUGGUGAACGUGGACCCAAAACAAUCGACGAAGUUCCCACGGUCGCUGUUCUGGGGUCUGGGGGCGGGUUUCGUGCCAUGGUGUCUCUGAGUGGUGUGUUCUGUGCUUUGAAGGACAUGGGUGUGUUGGACUGUGCCAUGUAUGCAGCAGGACUAUCGGGUUCAGCUUGGUAUCUGUCUACUUUGUACUCUCACCCUGAGUGGCCGUACGUUCAUCCGAGAGUGAUCCGGAAGACACUGCAAGAAAACGUUAAUGAUAACUGGAUGUGGCUGUUGAUAACGCCAUCUUGGAUGUACAGACAUCUAAAGAUUAUCAUAAAGAAGAAAAGGCAAGGACAGCCAGUCAGCUUUACUGACUUCUUUGGUUAUUUGGUCGGCGAAACAAUCCUAAAGGAUAGAGACGACAUUCCGAAACUAAGUCAACAACGCAAGAAAAUCAAAGAUGCCACAGUACCAUUUCCACUGUACACCUGUGUGCAUGUGAAAAAAGACGUAUCUGCCAAGGAAUAUUGUGAAUGGCUGGAGUUUUCUCCGUUCGAAAUAGGAAUAGCAAGGUAUGGGACUUAUAUGAGGACGGAACGCUUUGGUAGCAAGUUUUUUUGUGGUAAACUUGUUACUCCGUACCCUGAGCCUCCACUUCACUAUUUACAAGGUUUAUGGGGAAGCGCGUUCACCAUACUCCUGCAGCGUGUUCUCACUGAAGGAAGAAUCCCAGAUGACACAAUUGCUGAUAUGAGUAAUCGUGGAGAUCUCAGAGAGGAAUUGAGGGAAAUGAUUGACUGCCAAGAUGGACGUGAUGACGUAGAUAGUGACAGCGAUAAUGAAGAAGAUGAUGACGAUGAUGUGGAUGGUGUCAUGCUCGAAAACAAUAAUAGUGAUGAAAUUAAGGAAAAGGAUAAAGAGGGAAAAGGUUUCUUUGGUCGAUUCUUUGAAGUCCUUGUAAACAAACUUGCCGUAUUUAGAACGCGCACUGGCCGAGCGGGACUGGUGCAUAAUUUUCUUCGCGGUCUUCAAAUUUUAGCGGCACCAAUUCUUUCAGAAGGGGAUGAUGAUGAAGAUGUUACGGCGGAUGCCGCUGACGAGUUAACUCUCAAUUCUCGUCAUAUUUACUUGGUUGACAGCGGGCUCGUGUUCAACUCCCCAUUCCCUCCCCUACUGAGACCACAACGCAAAGUGGAUGUUUUCAUAUCUUUUGACUUCAGUAUACGAAAGAGAGAUGUUGAAUUUCCUUUUGAGGAACUGUUAUUGGCGGAAAAAUGGGCCAGAGAACACAACAUGAAAUUUCCUCCCAUUACAGCUGAAUCGCAGUACAGAAAACACGGCAUAAAAGAGUUCUAUAUAUUUCGUGAUCCAAGCGAUCCAACUUGCCCAAUUUUAAUCCAUUUUUUGCUGGCGAAUAAAACGUUCAAGGAAGAAUCUAGACCAGGGAUAUUUCGCUGUACAGAAGAAGAAAUAGAUUACGCUAAUUUUUCACUUUUCGAAGGUCGCCAUAACCCUUAUAGCACGUUCAACUUCCACUAUCGGGAAAAAGAGUUUAGCCGCCUGGCUGAUCUCAAUGAAUUUAACACAUUACUCGGUGAACAAACCAUUAAAGACGUUCUGGCAGAUUGUGUAAAGAGACGGCGUCAACAAACUGUGGAAUCAUCGUGAUUGAUAGAACUUUAGACUAAUUUUUUUUUGCGAUACUGACGCGAGUUUUGCCAAGAAUAAAAAUGUUGUUACCUCAACAAAGAGGUCUCUCCAUCGGGGAGCAUAACAGAGGUUCUGUAGCAACCAUGGUGUGAGUUUCCUCCAAUGGCUAGCAAUAAAGAGAUUAUAAGGCAACACUUUAUCAGUACGUAGUGCGUAAGCGUUAGCCACAAUUUUUCAAAGGGUUAUAGGCAAUUCUUAUGAUUCAUGGGUUGAGGCUUAGGCUGUCUUUGCACGAGAAAGGACUGGAAUCAUGAAUACGAGACUGUGCUCUCGUCGCAUCUCAUUCGAUCCUGUUAAGCAACAAAUAUUAUGGGUAACUUUGUAAAAAAUAUUAUGGUUUUCCUCUGUUAGACACACUGCUUUCCUGAUGGCUUUAUAUGAUAAAUCAUAUAUGUAUUAUUUAUCCAGAUAUGGUAAUAAAUUUUAUUUAAUAGACAUUUAAUGUACAUCAGAUAAAUAAAAUACUAUUUUUUUUUCAAAUG
This is a messenger RNA of Pocillopora verrucosa, 3050 nucleotides long. Its product is annotated as cytosolic phospholipase A2. NCBI's taxonomy places the organism in Eukaryota, Metazoa, Cnidaria, Anthozoa, Scleractinia, Pocilloporidae. The record is from RefSeq and is a predicted model, not a curated record. Gene Ontology annotation, cellular component: cytosol. Gene Ontology annotation, biological process: glycerophospholipid catabolic process. Gene Ontology annotation, molecular function: calcium ion binding; calcium-dependent phospholipid binding.